AUGAAUAAUUUGAAACUGGAUAUCAAAUCGCCAAGAGAGCGACUGUUGGAAGAAAUACGCAAACGUCGACCAAUUGAACCAGACUCGGAUGUUGAAAGUAUUAAUGUAUCACAAAAUAACCCAGUGGCACAACAACAAAAUAAAUCUCAUUCAUUAUGGAAAUAUAUUUUGAUUUCAAUAUCAGUUAUUAUAUGUGUUGUGUGUUUUUUUCUAAUCACUGGAAUUAUUGUUUAUAUGAGUAGUUGGUCAAAAUCUACUACCACUACUACACCUAUAUUGAAUUUCACAUCUCUCAAUUCAAGUGUAGGCUAUUGGGUCGAUGUGUUUGCUUUCAAAGAUUCGGAUGGCGAUACAAUUGGGGAUUUAAAUGGUUUAUCAUCUGAAGUUGAUUAUAUUAAAAGUGUAAUUCGUUCAGGAUUCGUGAUACUAAGUCCUAUUACUAAAGGAUUCUAUACUAAUUCUCACAAUAUGAUUGGAUUAGUUGAAGAUUAUGUAAAGCUGGAUGAAGCUAUUGGUUCAAUGAAUAAUUUUCAACAUCUUUUAAAAAUAUUUCAUGAAAAAGAUUUGCGAGUUAUUUUAACAUUCGAUUUCAAUUCAAUAUCUAUCGAUCAUAAAUGGAUUAAAGAAAACCGGGUCAAAUUACAAAUGUUCAAAGAUGGCGCAGAUCAUAAAAUAUCAAGAUAUGGAAAACCAUUGAAUGUUGAUAUUCAAGGUCAAUUGUAUUAUUCCGUAUUCGGACCACCAACUGUAGACUUAAAUUUAACUGAUCAUCAAACGCAGAAAGUGAUAUUUGAUGUCAUUCGUUAUUGGAUAGGAAUAGGAAUUGAUGGCAUCCUAUUAGACAAUGCUGCAUAUUUCAUUGAACAAGGAAAGUCAAAUAAAGGACAAAAGAAGCAACAGUUUUCUUGUCCACAAAGAGAAGAAAUGUAUACACAUGGAAAUGUAGAGUUCGUCAGAAGAAUUAAACACGAGAUCAAUAAAUCGAUGAAAUCAACUGGGAGAGAAAUAUUGUUAGGUGUAUACGCUGGAAAUACAUGGUGUGAUUUGACUGGUCGACCUGAUCCAAUGUUGAUGUUUCGUAAUGUGGCCGAUUUCAUCAUUAUCCGUGAAUUUCUUCCUAACAGAGGUUGUAAAGAAACGUUUCCUCCUUCAAAAAAACUAACCUGCAAAUAUCAGAGUUAUCCAAAUGCUGUAAAAAAUAAAUUAGGCUUAACUGUAUCUACUACAAGUUUUCCUCCUAUGAAAGAUGUACUGACUCUAGCUGCCUCAUUAUUAUUACCAGGAAUACCGAUUAUUUAUUAUGGUACUGAACUUGGUAUGACUAGUUUAGUUAGACGACGUCGUCCGGAACAUUUAUAUCCAAAAGGUAAAACUUAUCUAAAUGAUGAUUCUUCCGAUUAUGACGCAAUACUAUCGCAUCAACCAAUGCCAUGGGAUAAAACUGGAAAGAGAUUUUCAAAAGCUAUAAAAGAUGCCAGCUUCAAAGAUUACACAGAUAAAUUUAUCAAAAGUGAACUUGUCGAAAAUGUAACUAGGAAGCAAUCUGAACGAACAGUUUACGCUCUUGUUCAAAAACUGAUGGAUUUACGUCAACUUCCAACUUUCAAAUGGGGAACAAUGGAGGAAUUGAACACUUUCAAUGAUAUUUCGAAUUAA
Molecule: messenger RNA, 1656 nt
Organism: Schistosoma turkestanicum
Lineage: Eukaryota; Metazoa; Platyhelminthes; Trematoda; Strigeidida; Schistosomatidae
Source: the annotation of a GenBank genome assembly